GGCUGAGUCAGAAGGACAGCAGCACAUAAAGCUCCAGUUCUGCCUUUGGGAGAUAAGGAGACCAGAACCCAGGCUCUUUCAUCUGGCUUUUAACACUAGCAGCUUUGGCCAUGGCUGGAUGGAGCUGCCUUGUGACGGGAGCAGGAGGGUUUCUGGGUCAGAGGAUCAUCCGCUUGUUGGUGGAGGAGAAGGAGGUACAGGAGAUCAGAGCACUGGAUAAAGUCUUCAGACCAGAAUUUCGGGAGGAAUUUUCUAAGCUCCAGAGCAAGAUCAAGCUGACCAUGCUGGAAGGAGACAUUCUGGAUGAGCAGUGCCUGAAGAGAGCCUGCGAGGGCACCUCAGCUGUCAUUCACACUGCCGGUAUCAUUGACAUCAUGAAUGUCAUUCACCCGGAGACCAUCAUGAAUGUCAAUGUGAAAGGUACCAAGCUCCUUUUGGAGGCCUGUGCCCAGGCUAGUGUGCCGAUCUUCAUCCAUACCAGCUCCUUAAUGGUGGCUGGGCCCAACUCCUACAGGGAGAUCAUCCAGAAUGGCCACGAAGAAGAGCAUCUUGAAACAACAUGGUCCUCUCCAUACCCAUACAGCAAAAAGCUUGCUGAGAAGGCGGUGCUGGCAGCCAAUGGGUGGACUCUUAAAAAUGGUGGCACCUUAUACACCUGUGCCUUAAGGCCCAUGUUUAUCUAUGGGGAAGGAAGCCCAUUCCUUUAUUACCAUAUGAAUAAGGCCCUGAAGAACAAUGGCAUCCUGGAACACAAUAGCAGGUUCUCCACAGCCAACCCAGUCUAUGUUGGCAAUGUGGCCUGGGCCCACAUUAUGGCCUUGAGGGCCCUGCGGGACCCCAAGAAGGCCCCAAGCAUCCAAGGACAAUUCUACUACAUCUCAGAUGACACACCUCACCAAAGCUAUGAUGACCUCAAUUACACUUUGAGCAAAAAAUGGGGCUUCUGCCUUGAUUCCAGAAUGAGCCUUCCCCUGUUUCUGAAGUACUGGCUUGCCUUCCUGCUGGAAAUAGUGAGCUUCCUGCUCAGUCCAAUUUACAACUAUCACCCUCCCUUCGACCGCCAGCUACUGACACUGUUAAAUAGUGAGUUUACCUUCUCCUAUAAGAAAGCUCAGCGAGAUAUGGGGUAUGAGCCACUCUUCAGCUGGGAGGAAGCCAAGCAGAGAACCAUGGAGUGGGUUGCCUCCGUGAUAGAACCACAUAUGGAGACCCUGAAAACAAAGACUCACUGAUCUGCGGGUGACAUGGAUGUAGAUGUGGGUAUUGCUGGGAGAUGUCUGCCAAGCUCUCCCCUUCUGGCUUCAUGCAGAAAGUACCACGAGCAUGAGCCCAGGCCCUACUGCCUCCUUUUCACAAGAUGGCCAUUUUAUUGUCUUCCUCCUGCCACCAGAAACCUUCCCAGUCACUGGCCCAACCAGAACCUUCUGCCCUACCCACCUUCCAGAGGACAGAGAAGGUGAUUUGCUGCAGUUGCUGAUACCAAAGUCUUAGUUGCUGAUUCUGAGCUCUUCGGGCCUCUUUUAACUUAGAGUUUUGCCUAUUAGUUCCAUUUCCUUUAUUAAAUGCAAAAGCAUUUCUCAUCUUUUAAAAAUUCCUAUUCCUUCACACAGCUCAAUGAAAAGAAUAAUAAAUGUUUUAAUGCCUAA
Messenger RNA from Ceratotherium simum simum (southern white rhinoceros), 1646 nucleotides. NCBI's taxonomy places the organism in Eukaryota, Metazoa, Chordata, Mammalia, Perissodactyla, Rhinocerotidae. The record is from RefSeq and is a predicted model, not a curated record.